Pocillopora meandrina is the source of this 9860-nucleotide messenger RNA. Lineage: Eukaryota; Metazoa; Cnidaria; Anthozoa; Scleractinia; Pocilloporidae. The record is from the annotation of a GenBank genome assembly.
AUUUUUUAAGAUUUAUCGUUGAUUUUCUAGUGUUUGAGUCAGAAAAAAUGUAACAAAUAUAAGAAAAUAUUAAUAUUUAGACGCGCUUGCUAUGUUCAAACUAGUAACUCUCAAUAAUUUCUCAACCUUGUUAGAGAGGUUUAAGCGAAAGAACCAUGUUUUCGGGUAGUUUUGAAGCGUGUGGCAAUAUUAUCCCAGUUUCGUACGUACAGCAAGCUCAGAAUGCAAGAAAAAGUCGGGAAAAUCAAAUCAGAAUUUUCCUGGAGCACGUAAGUAGUGUAAAAGGGUGUAAUGUUUUUCUUAAAAUGAAACUGCCAGACUAGGCAAUUGUUUAUUCGACUGCUGGCUGCCAUUUAGUGACCCGUAAAUAGUCGUUGCUAUUGCAGGACAUAAUUUGUUCAAUAGAUCAUGGUAUUGACCGUAAUAAAAUGUUGCAAGACAAUGCCUUCCGAAGCUGCUGGCUUACUGAAGGAAGUGAAAACAUAGUGUUUCAUGAUUAUCUUUCUAAAAAAUUUGUCAAGGUUGGCGAGGAGAGGGGGAGGAUUCAGGCGGAUCAAUAGGAAAAAGCUUCCGGUUUGGAAUCAUUUGUUCAUGAUCCAUACUUUUCAUAUGAUAAGCUGAACCAUACACACAUCUUGAUUGGUUCUUACUUAUGAUCGAUAAGUAGACAGACGCCAUAGAUGACGUCACCAUUUUGGCAACAAAUUUGCUUCCAUACCACUUUUUUGUGAUGAUCUUAUCACAUUUUGACAUCAUCUGUGAUCUAUUACUACACAGACACUCAGCAACAUAGAAUGUAUCUGUUAAGUGUUGGAUAUAUGGAUGGCACUGUUUCAAGAACGGUUAUUCUAUCUUAAGGAAGUGUGGAGAUGAUCUGAUCAAGCUUGCCGACCUCUUUCUUACUCUCUUACCAACCUCCCUUUUUAGGCUAUUUUUUUUCAUUAUCAUAACCAAUCACACAGACCACAGCAUAACAGACUGAAGUUAUGUAGUUAACAAAAUGCAGUACACAUUUUACCAGUCAAGUGUACAGGUCACCCGGAGCACUUGUCAGUUGCAUGUAAAUACAUGUAUGUGCAUCUCUAUGUCAACAGGUUACUGGUGGCCAUCCUGUUUAUUAAAAAAUAAGGAAAUUCUAUAUAUUAAGCUCAGAGGGGUUAGGUCUUUUUAACCCUUUCAAUAUCAAGGUCUAAUUAGUAAUUCAUCCUACUGUCUGCUAUACAAUCUUAUGAUAUUAGUUGGAAGAAUUUAGUAUUGGAUCAACUAAAAAUCCUAUGACUAAUAUUUUUCCUUAUUCUCAUCACUUGUGUACUUGAUAUUGUACUCAUGUUAUAACAAGUUCUCUUUUGGUCAGCCAUGGGUGUUAAAAGGGUUUACAUUUGAAAUCUAAAUGCAAGUGUAUCUCCAUGAACAUAAAUCAGAAAUACAUUUAUCUAGGGCUUCUAUGGAUACCAGCUUAGUGGCUGACUGGAUCACCUUGUAAAAUAAAGUUUACUUCCCUCACACAAGUGUUAAAUUCUCUUAUUGAAGCUAUUUUUAAAAUUUUAUUUCUAUUAUUUUUCAUUCAGAGAAAAUGGCCAUCAGAGGGCUGGGAUGACACUAGCAUUGAACUUCUAUUGCAGGAACUAUCAAUUAUGGACAGUAACAACUUCCCAGGUAAGUUGGUAGUGACACCCAUUAGAUUCCUUUAACUUCUAAGAUCUAUUUGUUAACUCUCCCCUCUAGCUGCUAGGCAUUUCCUGGUAAAUUAGUAAUGAGAAUUUGGUGUUAGAUCAGGGUAAAAACUUCAACCAGAUAAGUUUUUGUACUCUCAUUACCUGUUUGGUGGAUAUUGUAUGAAUAUUAUAGGGAGAAGUUUCCUUUUAAUCUCUUCUGGGAGUUAAAGAUUAAAGGGAAAGAUGAAACCUCUAAAAUUUGCCUUGCUCCCUGUGGCUUUGCUGCUCAGAUGGUAAUAAAACCCAACUAGUAUCUGGGAGGCCUGGGUUCAAAUCCCAUCAAAACUUGAAAUUUUUCAGGCUUCUUUUCUGCAAUUGCUUAACCCUUAAAGUCCCACCAGUGACCUAGACAGAACUUCUCCUUACACAUCAGUACGAUAUCGAGCAGACAAGUAACAAGAAUAAAGAAAAAUAUUAAUGAGGGGAUUAUUGGUUGACCCAAAGUUUUAAAUUGCAGUCCACCCACAAUGAUUAUUUCUUUGCUCAUUUUUCAUCCGAAAGUCAAAUUGGAUUUAUUCUUUUAAAAAAUUGUGUUAUUAUCUUCAGUAUUAAUCAGUUUGCUUUUUUUCAGGAAAUGUUGGUGCAGGAGAGAGGGAAGGAAGAGUAAUUUCAUCCUUAGUGUCGAGAAGACAUUUUAGGUAACUAAUAUCUUAACCCUUUACUCCCUAACAUCAGUAUGCAUAUUCUCCACACUCCUCAGACAUUUCCAAGGGUUCUGACAAGGAGAAUUUGUUAAAAAAUCAAGAGCUUCUUUGGUUGAUGAUCAUUUCCUUUAUUCUCAUGACCUUUAUGUUUGAUUCAGGGGUGAUGUUGUAAGGAGAAAUUAGAUUUUAGUCACUCAUAGGGGUUAAAGGGUAAAUGUAGGUUGUCUAAAUUGUUGUGAAAUGGUUUUUUAGAAAGCAGUCCGAACUGAAAACUUUUCCGGACUCACUGAAUUGGGGCAGGCUGGCUUAUAUCACAUUUACAAUAAUUAUUUGUCAUUGAUUGGAGAUCAAUAGAACCUAAAGACAUAAUGGUGAAAUUGUCAAAGUCUGUAUACCAGACUGACUUGUAUAGCUACUACUGACAGCUGUUCCCAUUACCUCUAGUAAGAUAUGAUUAGAAGUAUUGUUACUCCACUUGGAUAGAAUGCAAUUUCUCCUACUCUUGCACUUGUAAGAUCUCCUUAAAAAUCCUUAUUUCUAUCUGCCAAUCAAUUCUUAUUAUAGUAAUAAUCCUCCAGUUGGUAUUUAUGAUCUUUAUUCUCAUCUGCUUGAUGUUGUGUUGUUAUUGUAAAGGAGAAAUUCUCUCUUGGUCACUCCUAGGAGUUAAAGGGUUAAACGUCUAUUUUGUUAUUUUGAUUCCCAGGCUAAGCCAUGGUAUUGGCAGGUCAGGUGACAUAGCAGCCGUCCAGCCCAAGGCUGCUGGUUCUUCUCUUCUAAUGAAACUCACCAACUGCAUGGCUCUGGAUGUUAUCAAACUAGCAGGUUAGUGUCUGAAUGACAAUUACUUCAUUCAGGUUCAAUAUGCAAGCACUUUUGAGAUCCAAUUAAUUUCAAUAGUCCUGUGAAUUUAAGUGACAGUGUAAACAGUGAAUGAAAGUGAUCCUCGCAGUGAUGUGCACUACUUAGGCAGUAGUGAAAAUAAGGCCUGAAAAAAAUUUCAGGCCUGUACGGGUAACUUGAAUUUCACUAAGACUUGAAGCUGAACUUGGCAAAAUAUUCUCAAUGGCAUUUAUUUGCUAACAAAUGUUUAAAAAGGUUUUUCCAGGUGGAGGGGAGGUCCAAUGUUAACAUCGCUGGACAUAACAGUUUGUUUUAUUAUCACUUACAAUUUUCCGCCUUUUCUUGAAAAGGAAGGGGGGGGGGGGAGCUGCAUUCAACCUCAAAGGUUAUUAACCGUUUAUGCACUAACAUGGGUAUGCAAGUUCUCCAUACUGUUUUGUUACACAUUUCCUAUAGUGUUGACAAGAAAAAUUUGUUUAAGAAUCAAGAGCUUCUUUAGUUGAUGACUAUUUCUUCUAUUCUUGUGAUCAUAAUGAGUGAUUCAGGGAUGAUAUCGUAAGGAGAAAUUAGAUCCUAGUCAACCAUAGGGGUCAAAGGACCCAGCAUAGUUUGAAUAGUUCCUUUUUUAUAUAUUAUUUUUUAAAAACUUCUGGCCCACUGAUGAUGACAUCAAUGAUUUAUUUCUUUACUCAAUAGUUAUGAUACAAGAAAACAACAAGGAAAACAGAUUUCAUUAGUCUUCAAUUUUGAUUCGUUAGUAAUUUUUUUAUGUUACUUGCUCUUGUUAAAAAGCAGUAUUGAUAUCUCACUGUGCUGUCUUUUAAAGGUGUUAGGUCAGCAAAAGCUUGUCUGGUAUUACCAGUGGCAACAGGGAUGAGCAUGGUAAUGACACUGCUAACAUUGAAACAACAGCGACCUGGUGCCAAGUUUGUAAUUUGGCCUCGAAUUGACCAGAAGUCUUGUUUUAAGUGCAUCCUUACUGCAGGUAACUUUGGUGUUCCUCUUAUCAGCUCUUGUGGUAUUGAAUUAAAUAUUUUAUGUAACAAUGAGAAAAAUGUCUGUUUGUAUUAUAUCUUAAACCAUUAAAUAAUUAAGUAUUUCUUAUUCCACUAUUAUCGACCUAAUUGUUGAGUAUUUUGGCUUCUAGUUUUCAAAAUACAUUCUGUGACCUUAACUGGGGAAUGUAUCAGUCAAUUAUAAUUAUACUGUGUGCAAAAGAUGAAAAACAACAUAAGCAAAACCAUUAAAGUGCUUUAUUUGUAGGACUAACAUGAAAAAUUUGUUGCACCAAAAAGUUCAUUGCUCUAAAAGUCAAGCAUAAAAGUGGAACAAAACUGAGUUAGGAUCAUUCAUUGUGGCCUUUUCCUUGCUCUGCUUUCCCCUCAUAUUUUUGUCUUGUUCCACAGUUUAAUACCAUGGCAUAUUUUGUGUUAUUUGAUGCCCUACUAAUGGUAAGAUGGUGUAAUAGUGGAAUAAUAAAACCAAGAAUUGGAUAAGGUCAAGGAGCUAUCUGAGUCUGUCUGGAGUGCAUAUUUUUAUGUCAAGACUAAACUGCUGGGUCAUUUUCAUUGAAACAUCAAAAUGAUAUUGAAGGUAACAAUAGAUUUUCAUAAUUAUCUUGCAUUAGGGUUUGAACCAGUUAUUGUGGAGAAUGUUUUGGAAGGAGAUGAACUGCGAACAGAUCUUGCAGCUGUGGAAAAGCAAAUUAAAGAUUUAGGAGCAGAAAAUGUGCUCUGUGUUUUUACCACAACUAGCUGUUUUGCUCCAAGGAUCCCCGACAGGUUUGUGUGACAUCAAGAAUGGAAACAUGAUGUAAAAUCAUGAUGUUUUAGGAGACAUCAACCAUACAUGACAAAUAUUAAAGUGGAUCAAUGUCAGUAUCUGAGCAACUGCAGACCUACCCCUCUCUUAACCCAACAUUAACCCUAACUUGUUAUCAGUUGAAUGUUGUUAAGUUGGGGGAGGGAUAGGUGCCCAGUCACUUAUAUACUGACAUUUAUACUUCAGUUUAGUCAGAAUGAGUUUCAAGUUUAACCCCUCAACUCCCAGAAGUGAUUAACAUGUAACUUCUCCCAAUAAUAUGCAUACAUUAUCCAGCAAACAGGUAAUGAGAAUACUCAAACUAAUAUCAGGUAGAAACUGUUUUCUUUCAAGAGCAAACACCAAAUUCUUGUAACUCAUUUACAAGGAAAUGUGUAGCAGUUACAGGGGAGAAUUAACAAUCAGAUCUUGGGAGUUAAAGGGUUAAGUGAUUGUAAACUUGUUUGAGUUGAUAUUUCUUUUUCCAAAUACAUUGUUAGUGAUAUUCCUUUAACAAAGGAAAUCAAACCACUGUAAAAUCAUUCUAACUGCAAAUUACUUCAAAGCAAGACAUAUUUAUAUGUACUUAUUGACUAAGUAGGAGGGCCAGGUGGGAAAAUAUUUGGCUCAAGGUGCUGACAUUCAGUUAGAGUGUAGCAAGGUUGGUGUUAUGACAGAGAGCCCAAUUUUUUCCCAUCCAUUCCAACAAAACUCAGUCAAAACAGAAUUAAUUUAUAUCACAUGACCAUUGCUCCUUUAUUUAUCUUCCUUUCCUCUUUGACCUGCACCUCUUGGGGCCAAAGAGCUUUUUCCUGACCCUGUUUAUGCUUUUGGAUAUGGUCCUAAUACAUGGAUAUUAGACAAGUCCAAUGUCUUUCAAUAAGAAUGUACACGGGGCUGCACAAAAUUCCGAUAAUUUCCUAUGGGCAGUUGAAAUGUCUGAGUACAACUUAGACAUGGGAACCCUUUAGUCAAUGCAAUAUGCAAUACUCAAGGCACAGGGGCAUUGUCAUGUCCCUUUGCUCCACUUUGCAUGCUUUGUUUGGUCCUUACCCUCCCAUCUUUAUGGGUUACAAAAUGAUAAUCAGUCCACAUAUCAGUUUGUUAAUAUUGUGUUUUUGGGUGCUUGAGGGUAGGCUGUAGCUUGGUUUCCAAACUGACUGCCCUUCUCUCCAGUUGUGGUUAUCUUUACAGCACUUACUCAAUGCAGUUGAUGAAGUUUUAACACUCUGAGAAGGUCUUUUUUCAACCAUUUAAUUAGCUAAAGGUUACUUUUGGCAGGUUGGAAGAAGUUGCAAAGCUGUGCAAGGAACAGAAUGUGCCUCACAUUGUGAAUAAUGCAUAUGGAGUGCAGUCAUCAAAAUGCAUGCAUCUUAUUCAGCAGGUAAAUUCCUCUUCAACAGCUUGUAGAGGGGUAAUAGAGGGGUAGAAGGUUUUUGAUAAGUUAUAAAGCAGGGGUAUAGCAACCGUCUCUUAGCUCACAGUGGGAAUAAGGGUAGCUAACAGUCAAGAAGAUGUUUUUUUGGCACAUUUGCUUCCUUGGUCUCUUUGUUUUAGCAGCUUCAAUUAAUCCUGUAACUCCUAGAAUUGAUUAACUUUUAACUUCUCCUUAUGAUAUUCAAACCUUAUCCAACAAACAGGUAAUGAGAAUACUCAAACUUAUCAAGCAGAAGUUGUUGUUUUGAUCCAACACCAAAUUCUUGUCACUGAUUUACAAGGAAAUGUGUAGCAGCUAUAGGGGAGACUGACAAUAAGAUCUUGGCAGUUAAAGAAAUCAAGAUGUUAGUAACUCUAAAACUUGAAAAUUUAAUUUUGAUUCUGCCUCCAAUAUGGUCAUCAUCACUGAUAAUAUAACAACUUAGUGGCACCUUGGGCUGUUUACAGAGAGGUGAAGUCUAUUUUCAAGGGCAGUAGGAAUGACUGUUUUUUAGAAACAGUUUUCACUCUGUAUUUAUCCAACAACUGAUAUAUGAGGAAGGCAAAUAGUUUGCUCCUCUUACAGGCAGCAAGGAUUGGCCGUGUUGAUGCCUUUAUUCAAAGUACAGAUAAGAACUUCCUAGUUCCUGUUGGUGGAGCCAUUGUGGCAGGAUUUGAUGAGAACUUCAUUGAUGCAGUCAGUAAAACAUACCCUGGUAAGGUUGUUUCUAAGAUGAUCAUCAAACCUGGCCUUACUCCUUUACAUCCUAAAAUCAACAUACAUAUUCUCCAUACUGUUAUUUAUAUAUUCCUAUGGCAGUGACAAGGAGAAUUUAGAUCAAAAUCAAGAGCUUUUCAAGUUUGCAAUCAUUUCCUUAACCCCUUAAUCCCUACAAGUGGCCAGUAUGUAAUUUCUCCUUACAGUAAUUCUGCUGAAUUAUUCAUUAAGAUCAUGAGAAUAACAGAAAUGAUCGCCAACCUAUCAAAACUCUUGAUUGUUAAACGAAUUCUCCUUGUCAGCACCGAGGGAAUUGUAUAGAGAAGGGUAUAGAGAAUGUGGAUAUUCAUGUUAGGGUGUAAAGGGUUAAUGCGCAAAUCCCAUGCGAGUUGCCCGGAGGUGAAUAGCGAAGGAUAUUCGGAGUUUAAGUAGCCAAUGAGAACACGCCUUCAACGCUAUCCACUGUUUUAGUGUAUAUUAACAGAUGUUAGUCUAUGGCACUGACAAGGAGAAUUUAGAUCAGAAUCAAGAGUUUUUCAAAUUUACAAUCAUUUCCUUAAUGCGCAAUUCCCGCGUGAGUCGGUGGGAGGUGAAUAGUCGAGGAUGUUUGGAGUUUGUGUAGCCAGUGAGAGCACGCCUGCCACGUUAUCCAAUCAGGGGUUAAAUGGUUAAUUUUUGCUCUUUUAUUUCAGGGCGGGCAUCAGCUACUCCAUCUAUAGACCUAUUUAUUACUCUGCUGUCUCUUGGGUCGGUUGGAUAUCAGCAGUUACUUCGACAAAGAAAGGUGUGUAUGCUUUCGUCUCUUAUGACUGCAAAUCAGAGAAGUGAUUUGAUAGCUUAACACUUUUACUCCCAAGGGCUACAGUUCAAGUAGUCAUUCUCAAAAGAAAAUUUUCGAUCAACGUCAGUAUCUGAACAACUACGCGCCUACCCCUCCCCUAACCCAACAACAGUCAAUUGACAACAAGUCAGGGUUAAUAUUCGGUUAGGGGAGGGGUAGGUGCGCAGUUGCUCAGAUACUGACCUUGAUGCCAAAUUUUCAUAUACUUCCUGGCAUUUUGGCCGAGUGAUUCUGGCUAAGAUCUAGCCAACAUCAUUCAGUGAGCAAUUUUCAUAAUCUCGUCAUCUAUCAACUUGACACUUUGAUGAAACUGUACGGAAAAAGUGAACAUAGCGCACCUUGUCACAAAUUAAAAUCAAGCAAGCUGCCUGAAGCGGCGGUCAAACGUGGACAACCAAUUUAAGACCUGUUUUCAGAUGUGCAUUGUUUUAAAAUUGGUUGAGGGUUUGGAAAGAGUUUUUUUGGUCAAUAACAGAGCGAAGACUAGUGUAAACUCUGCAGUCUAGGUCCAAGUUGUUCAAAGAGCCAACAACGCUGUCCAACGGAUAAGUGUUAACAAAACAUACUUCGCGAUCCACCGGAUAGAGAUUUGUCUAGUGGCUAGCGCUAUCCACCCUUCAAACUGCUGUGACCUGGUUUACUUUUGCAACUCAAUGUCGAAUUCGUUAUGAUUUUUCAGGAAGUGUACAGUUACUUAUCUGAAGGCUUAUCAAAGGUAGCAGAAUCACAUGGCGAACGACUUCUUGUCACCAAAGGCAACCCCAUAUCUCUUGGUAAGGAUAAAUGUUAAACUCCUUUUAACACUCGCUCACCCUGUCCUCCACGCCAUAGAUGUCGAAAUAAAACUUAACUUCCGCUUUUUCUUUCGUGAACGCAAUUACUUACUGCUAUUCUCUUUCCGCUAUUCAAGCCAUUUCCCUGGAAAGAGUUACGAAGGCUCUGGAAUUGAACGCAGCCGGAGUUACUCAACUUGGCUCCAUGCUUUUUACAAGAUGCGUAUCUGGAGCAAGGUAGGAUAUUCAUUUUGUUCUUAUCAAGAUGUGCUAACGCUUAAAACGCCAGCUUUAGAAUCUCUUUGCGGUGGCCAAUUAUCAUCAUCAACUCAGUUGAUAAAGCCAAGUGAUCUUGUAAUACUCCGCACCGACGCAUCACCACAGUUUUUUUAGAAAUGUAACCCCUUUAUACAUGGUAGAAGUGCCCAUCCUGAGGAUGUCUUGCUAACCACACCUGCAAGCCCUUCUCCAAAAUGCAGACGGGAAAUAAGUCCUCAUUGAGAGAAAAUAUAUUACACCGAAACUUUGAAAGCACUCAAUGAAAUUUUUAUUUAUUUUCAUGUUUUUUUUGGUUGUUUUUUCACCCUCCAGGGUGGUUCCUCCCGGAAGCACUAAAGAGAUCAACGGGUACGUUUUCACUGGCUGGGGUGCGCACGCCAAAAACUACCGCUGUGCAUAUCUUACUGCAGCCGCGGCGAUUGGGAUGACAAAAGCGGAAGUAGACACGUUUUUAAAGCGACUUGACAAGUGCCUGUCUAGAUUUACCUCAAAAAGCACUUCGAUUGAUGAAUUGUCGAGCCAUUGUGAAAAUUGCGAGGAAAAGGAAGCCGAAGUUGAAAAUAAGGACAAUUUAACGGUGAACAGAUAGUUAUGAAUUUGGUUUUAGAUUUAGGUUUGUGAACUAUGAACUAUUUCAGUUAGAAGAAUUUUGUAUGAAAUAUUUUCAAUUCGUGUUACACCACUGUAACUUUUCUGGAUGUUUUGUAACACUGUUCGAUGCAGUGUCGUGAAAUAAAACUGAACUGAUCGCAUCGGCCAAUCAAAAUCAAGGGAACUAUCACAAAAAAAGUAACAAGGACUUGAAAUGAUUACACGACAUCGCCACAAAAACGG